AUGCGCAACACGACCCUCCUGUCCACCUACUCACAGAGUAUCUACUCACCGAGAAGUCACACCUUUGGACUUAUUCAUCCCGACGGAAUGUGCGUCUAUCUCACCGAAGAUCUACUAGUUGUUGAUAUAAAUCUGAGUGGCGAAAUUAAUACGCUCAAAGUACCAUUUCAAAAUGCCGAUGAAAAUUGGCACGCUCUUAAAAUCUUGCGAACUGGAUCUCUAUUGAGAGUCCGCCUUGACUCAGCAAUCUACGAAAAAAGUAUUUUAGAAGAUGAAACUUCCAACCUCCAGUGGCAAGAUGGAGAUGAAAUGGCCGUAUUUGUUUAUCUGGGUGGCGAAAAUGAGGAUUUUCAGGAUGAGGCUUUAGAUGCAGCAAAUAUACUAAUGCGAAUUCAGGAAGUGGAUGUUGGGCAAGAGAAAUCAACUAGGAGAGCUGCAUUUGUUGGACAAAUUCGCAAUUUUAAAUUCACUGGAAUUGAUCCUCUAACUGAUCCUCAAUACUUACUUGAAACUCCAAUGCUUAAGUGGCUUCCUUUGCCUUCUGAAAUUCAGGUCAAAUAUGCCGUAACCUUGAAAACUCCGGAAUGCUAUCUUCGUUUGCCCCGGAUAAAUAUUUACGGAGCCUUUCGGUUAUCAUUUGCAAUAAAGACAAAGCAGGAAAAUGGAAUUGUUCUUUUCAACUCUGGAGGAGGGGAUUUUAUCUUAAUCGAAAUUGUGAAUACGCAGUUAACCAUUUCCUUUGACAUGGGACAUGGUGCAGCUUUGCAAUUUCAAAGAAUUGGCCAAGGUCGCCUCAGUGAUGGUAGAUGGCAUCGGAUUAUCAUCUCCAGGAAUGGACAAAUGGAUGAAUAUCUGCGAAUAAAAAUAAAAUCCGCAUUCGAAGAGGAAGAGGAACACAACAUCACAAUUCCUUCGGUGAAUACGGCUCGAAAUUUUGACUUUAAGGACCCACUUUACAUUGGGGGCAUUCCAUCCAAUGUAAAAUCCAAGUUUUCAGAGAGAAUUAUCUCAAAAUAUGGCCUUCAGGGCUGUGUGGGUGGUCUUGAAAUCAAUAAUCGAACAGAAUUGGAUAUGCAGAAAAUGGCAGAAACAGUGAUGGGAGAGAACCGUACGAACGCUUUCUGUAAAUCCCAGGUGGUUCAAGGGUGUCAUGAUCGACCCUUUGAGGCGCCAAUAUGUGCUGAACAUGAGCGAAAAAAUCGUCUUCCAUACUGCCUGAAUGGUGGCGUUUGUCUUCAUUUUUGGACGUCGCUUAGGUGCGCCUGUGAAAUGACCACUUUCACGGGCAGUCGCUGCCACCUGGCUGGCACAUCAAUAAAAUUUGGUAAAAGUAGCAUUGAUCAUGCUGAUGAUCCGAUAUUCGUGAAAUUUACGUAUCUCCGUUAUCAGCAAAGUACAAAUCGGGAUGAAAUUGCGUUGGGUCUUCAAGUUGACAAUCCCUUCACCACUUCACUUUACACCCUUCUCUACAUCGACUCUCAAGAAGACAACGCCGAUUUUUUGCAUAUUUAUUUGAACGAUGGAAUGGCCAGUCUUGACUUCAAUCUUGGUGGUGGCUUGAUUCAGCUUAAGGAGACUAGAAAAUUACUAAAUGAUGGCAACUACCAUCGAAUUCGUGUCUUCCGCCAUGGGCUUUUCACACUCUUGGAGGUCGAUAAUUUGAUUACUAAGCAUAUCUCUGAAGGUAUUCAGGGAGAACAGUUUAAUAACCAGAAGUCUAUUUGGUUGGGACAUUCUCCAGCUACCGGCAAUGCCACUAACCCGUUUCUCGGUAUUCUUUCAGGCGUCUUCUACAAUGGACUACUGUUGUGCGAGUUAGCAGCUGGUCUUUCGCAGAGGGAAGAUGUACAUGUUACUAGGCAUCCGUCCACGCAAUAUCUUGCAAAUUUCCAAAUUCAACUCGGCGCAAAUCCUUAUUUUAGACAAUUACCAAGCUCCGAUUUAAAAGAUCUGGAAGUCAACUCCUAUCAUGAUGAGGACUCUUCCAUGAAUAAUAUAGCAAAUUUAGUUACUCCACUUCCAGCUCCUCCAAAGACACCCUCGUUCCCAACCGGCACAAAAUCACAAAUUAUAAAAGAAUGGACUCAAUUUCCAUCAGGGGAACAGUCAUCUGAAAUAAUUACCGGCGAAACAACUAAUCUAUACCAAGGCCACGUCAAUACUUGGCUUUUUAUCUGUUUUGGAGCUGCAGGAUUAGCUCUAGUGACGUCUCUUCUCUUCUUUGCCUUCCAUUUUUUCCAUAGACGGCAUCGAGAGCAGGAGCACUCAACGGAUCAACAUCAACCAGCGGAUCACCGGUUAGGUGAAUAUGUAAUAAACGCAGCAGGAAAUAUCAAGUCAAUGCAAAUGAAUUGA
Molecule: messenger RNA, 2355 nt
Organism: Rodentolepis nana
Lineage: Eukaryota; Metazoa; Platyhelminthes; Cestoda; Cyclophyllidea; Hymenolepididae
Source: the annotation of a GenBank genome assembly